Trypanosoma theileri is the source of this 327-nucleotide messenger RNA. RefSeq lists its product as uncharacterized. The transcript has a single exon. The record is from RefSeq and is a predicted model, not a curated record. The coding region runs from base 1 to 327 and encodes 108 amino acids. Lineage: Eukaryota; Euglenozoa; Kinetoplastea; Trypanosomatida; Trypanosomatidae.
AUGGUUCACAGUCCUCAGAAUCUUCAGUUGCAGCAAAUACAGAUACAAGAGAUUCUCAGAACAACCACAACGGUACAACAGGACAACCUCAAUCUUCUGAGAGCACCCAAGAACCGAGUGGUGCAGCUGAGAAUUCUAAUGGUGCUGCGAAACCUGCAGAGGGUGAUUCAACAAACGAGACUGAAAGUACAACCAGUAAUGAUGAGGAAUCAACCACCACCACCACAACAACAACACUUCCUCCUGAACUCACAAACAACAAGAAGGGUGAUGCAGACAGCAGCAGCAGUAUCAGCAGUUCUGUGUGGGUGCGUGUACCACUACUGA